Molecule: messenger RNA, 1467 nt
Organism: Neoarthrinium moseri
Lineage: Eukaryota; Fungi; Ascomycota; Sordariomycetes; Amphisphaeriales; Apiosporaceae
Exons: 3
Coding region: 1-1467 (488 amino acids)
Source: RefSeq, a predicted model, not a curated record
AUGCCCGAUCCCAGGGCGCUCUUUUACCAUCGCAAGCAACACGCGCGCGCCCAUGACUACCUGGUCCAGCACAACGCUGCCAUGUCCACCGCCACAAUGACCCUAACGGCGUCCGACGAGGAUGGGAAGAAGAAGCACACCAAGAAGCCCUUGCAGCGCAGAGACUGCAUCGUGCCCGAGCGAGGCUCGUUAUGGGAUACUAUGCGCGACCACCAAGGCACUUCGCUGUUUGUCUUGCCCAUCUGCUGGACCGACCUGCACACGCGACUGCUGGGAUGCCGCUUCGUCCCGCGCCCAACCCCCGCUACUUCGACACAACCUCCAACAUCGUCGCCCAGGAGAUCGCCGCCGCGCGCUUCUUCGACAGUUGUAGGCAUCGGACGGGACCUCGAGACGCUGCUGGCAGACCAGACCCCGCGUAACGUCGUGACCAAGACCCGGGCGCUGCGGAAUAUCGUCUCAACACUGUUCCCCACACACAUGUGCAAGCCCAAGUCCAACGCCGAGUUGAGCAUCAGGUUUGGAAGUCGCGUAUACGCAAAGGCGACACGCGCUCAGGUAAUAUGGAAGCACCCCGAUGCUUCCAUGUCCUUUGACUCUGCAACCACCUGGACCUCGAGCCGAACACCAAGCCAGCUCCUGGAAUCCAUGAACGUAAGAGUCGCGAGCGACGCGCCCGUGCUGGCCUAUGUCAGCCGCAGCAAUCUCAACCACAUCAGACACAACUGCUUCAGGGUAGUCCCAGGUCCCCGAAUGAGCUACAACGGCCCUGUCCAUCGUCUACAGACUCUGCGAUCCAAGAAUCUGAUCCCGAGCAAUCUCGACGAAGAUCCUCACUUUGUCGCCACCAUCAUCGCCCUCGCGCAGCAGAUGGUUUACGCUGAUGGCCUCAAGGGCAAGACCAUUGCCCCCCGAGAUGUGACCGUCCGCCUCUUCACGACAUCGGAAGACGACAAGUCUUUCAUCAUCUAUACUGCAACUGUCCCAGCUGCGUUUCUCAUGAUGUUCCACGAGCCGGAGAAGGCACCAAAGGGUGAUCCCGCACUCAAUAUUGAGUAUACCCACGUCCCAGUUUGGCCGGUUCUGGGUCUCAAGGAACGACUCGGAGAGGUGCUCGGCAAGGAGGUCGUGGGCGACUUUGACCCGCUCAACAUUGAGACUUUCCCGGAUGAGGAAGAGGAAAUCAUGAGCGUGGCCGCCAUCACGUCGCCAAAGCGCCGGCGAGAGGUUCUCUCAGAGGUUCUUAACGUGAGCUUCUCCGAGGACCGGGAGCCAAAUACCUCGGACGGGAUCAACAUCAUGGGCAAGAGAAGAUGUCUUGAAGAAGGUGUGGCGGUAGUGGAAGUGCACUCCAACGCUGGGCAGUGCCCAGAGACGUUGCAACAAAGAGGCUCGGCCAAAUGGCGUCAGUUUGCGACAAGAGCCUCGAUCGAGGACGAUCAGGAAAACCGAGGCAACGAAAACUAA